This is a messenger RNA of Centruroides sculpturatus (bark scorpion), 1580 nucleotides long. Its product is annotated as A-kinase anchor protein 7 isoforms delta and gamma-like. The record is from RefSeq and is a predicted model, not a curated record. The transcript has 4 exons. Gene Ontology annotation, molecular function: protein kinase A regulatory subunit binding. Gene Ontology annotation, cellular component: cytosol. The coding region runs from base 1 to 582 and encodes 193 amino acids. Lineage: Eukaryota; Metazoa; Arthropoda; Arachnida; Scorpiones; Buthidae.
AUGUCACUUUAUAUUUUUAGGGCUUGCUCUGCUCUCUCCAAUGCAUUUGAGGUAUUGAAAGAUGAUCUAUCAAUAAAUCCUCUUGAAUUAACUUUUGAAGGCAUAGAUCAUUUUAACAAUAAGGUAAUAUUCAUAAAAAUUGCUGAUGAUGCAUUAGAGAGAUUGACAUAUGUUACAGAAGAAGUUAUAAAAUCAUUUGAAUCCUGUGAUAUUGAUAUUACUGAUAAGAAAAAAUUUGCUCCCCAUCUAACAAUUUUAAAAUUAUCAAAGGACUCUAGAUUAUGGAAAAAGGGUAUCAAAAAAGUUGAAUGUUGUUUAUAUGAUGAAUUCAAGGAUGAACAGUUUGGAACAGAAAUAGUUAAAGGUUUACAGCUAUUAGAAAUGAAGCGCAAAGAUGACACUGGAUAUUAUCAUUGCUGUAAAGAAUUUUUAUUUGAAAAUUCAAAAUAUUCAAAAAACGAAUGUUCAGAAGAAUCCGAAGCAAAAAUAGGAGAGAGUCCAAAGGUUGUUCUUCGAAAGGAGAAAGAAAACGUGCGAAAGAAAAUUUCGUCUUUAACCGAAACACAACUAAAAAGAUUAUGACAGAAGCAAUAAUCAAUGAAAAUUAGUAAUUUUAUACACAUGCACCUUGUAUUUUUCUAUGUACAAAAUACUUGUAUUAUAGAAUAUCCACGUUGCACAAAAUCACAAUUAGUAAAAUUGGAUUGCAAGAACAGAAAACUCACACCUUUGUACAUUAAAUAAAGUUUAUUUUCAUUCUGAUUCUUUCUCUGCAUACAUAUCUUUGGUUAUAUCUGGAGAGACACUGUGCUUCAACAUCUUGUUGUCAUCAAAACAAUCAGUUUUGUUACUUUACAUAUACUUAAGAAUAAAAUAAAUGCAGAAAGUAAGCCAUGCGAUAUUUGUUACCUUAUAAAAACAGAUAUCAGUUUGAAUUUUUCUGCUUUUAUUUCUGGAAAACAAAGUGUGGAGACAAACUAUAGAUACUUUCAAUAGAAAUGAUCAAAAUUACAAUUAAGAAAUGUAAUGAUUUUAUAUCUUCUAUUCCUCCUUUUGGAACAGCAUCGAAUGUAUUCAUGCAAAUGAAAUCAUAUUGUCAUCUGUAUAAUUUACAAUCAAUAUAUCAAUUCAAGAUUAUCAAUUAUUUGUUCUUGCAUUUUAACAUUUUACAUUCUCUUAUAUUUAACAUUUUAAAAUCAUUAAAUAGAAGAUUCAUUGAAUUACCUUAACAAAAAACAAUGGGGCAUGUGCCUUGGUACCUCCCAAUUGCCUUAGCAACACCCAUAUAUACUUAGAUAUACAGUAAAUAAUUCUUAUCCCAUUGACAUAUUUUAACUGUUUAGAAAUUGUUCAUUUGUACAAUUUGUGACACACAACAAAGUAAUUAUAUGUCAGAUUUCUUAUACUGGAUGGUUUAAGUAGGUUUAAGUUACAUGGGUAACCAGUGAAUGGGUGCAUGAGUUUGCUAUUUCAGCCAGUUCUUUUUCCCCUUAUGCCUACGUGUCCCAGACUUAACAAAAUCUCACUUGGUAGUAUCAUAAAAAGCUGGUAUAAUAGCUGCGGGACCUUCUGCACGAGAC